This is a messenger RNA of Setaria italica (foxtail millet), 1473 nucleotides long. Its product is annotated as (+)-neomenthol dehydrogenase. NCBI's taxonomy places the organism in Eukaryota, Viridiplantae, Streptophyta, Magnoliopsida, Poales, Poaceae. The coding region runs from base 286 to 1170 and encodes 294 amino acids. Gene Ontology annotation, cellular component: membrane. The record is from RefSeq and is a predicted model, not a curated record. The transcript has 4 exons.
CAUGUGCUCUGGAAGUCUGGAUCGAGUCGAGUGGCUGUCCACUAGCCUGAGCCGGCCCGAGCUCCCAACUCGCGCGUGUACCUGUAGGCGGCAGCUGCAGGCUGCAGCCUGUGGCCCGCGCGCUCCGGCCGUCUGACUCGGAGGCGCCAGCGGCCCGGCGCGCGCGUGUAUAAAUAUCUCCUCCGUCUCCCUGCCCCCGACGGCCACCCCGCGCGCUCCCCGCACGCCCGCGUCGCCUUACCUCAGCAGGAGGGCGCCCCCCGAGCUUGCUCUCCGCUGCGCGCGAUGGACUUCUCGAGUACCAAGGAGACGCCUCCGGCCGGGGCCUGGUGGUCGAGGGAGACGGUGGCCGUGGUGACGGGCGCGAACCGGGGCAUCGGGCACGCGCUGGCGGCGCGCCUGGCCGAGCACGGGCUCACCGUGGUGCUCACCGCGCGGGACGGCGCGCGCGGGGAGGCCGCCGCGGCGCCGCUCCGCGAGCGCGGGCUCGCCGUCGCCUUCCGCAGGCUCGACGUCUCCGACCCCGACUCCGUCGCCGAGUUCGCCGCCUGGCUCCGCGACGCCGUCGGCGGCCUCGACAUCCUGGUGAACAACGCCGCCGUGUCCUUCAACGAGAUCGACACAAACUCGGUGGAGCACGCCGAGACGGUGCUCAGGACCAACUUCUACGGCGCCAAGAUGCUCACCGAGGCGCUCUUGCCUCUGUUCCGGCAGUCGCCGGCCACUAGCAGGAUCCUCAACAUCAGCUCGCAGCUUGGCCUUCUCAAUAAGGUGAGCGACCCGUCCCUGACGGCGCUGCUCCUGGACGAGGACACCCUGACGGAGGCGGCGAUCGAGUCCAUGGUGUCGCGGUUCCUGUCCCAGGUGAAGGACGGGACGUGGGGCGGGCAGGGGUGGCCCAAGGUGUGGACGGACUACUCGGUCUCCAAGCUGGCCCUCAACGCCUACUCCCGGGUGCUGGCGCGGCGGCUGCAGGCGCGCGGCGCCCGCGUGAGCGUCAACUGCUUCUGCCCCGGGUUCACGCGCACCGACAUGACCAAGGGCUGGGGGAAGCGCACCGCCGAGGAGGUGGCCGACGUCGGCGCGCGCCUCGCGCUGCUGCCGCCCGCGGAGCUCCCCACGGGGACCUUCUUCAAGUGGUGCACGCCGCAGCUCUACUCCAAGCUGUGACUAUGAUCGCCGGGCUACGCUACGCCGUCGGCCGCUGCGCGCCCCGGCCAUGACACGACGGCACCAGGAGUAUAUAGCAUUUGGUUUAGCUGCUCCUAGCGACUGCCUAUGCAAAGAAGUCCAUUCAGGAGAGUCUCUGGCUUUCCCCAGCCAAAGGUGCUUUGGUUGUACAAUGCAUCCAAACCAUCCUGUCUCUGACUCUCUAUCAGCAAUCAAUGUACUAUGUGUUCUUAGCUAUGUAAGAUUUAGGACAACUUCUAAGCAUUGGAUGAAGCUGAAUGAUUGCUGUCUCUGCUUCUCUCU